Molecule: messenger RNA, 1587 nt
Organism: Boeremia exigua
Lineage: Eukaryota; Fungi; Ascomycota; Dothideomycetes; Pleosporales; Didymellaceae
Exons: 1
Coding region: 137-1306 (389 amino acids)
Source: RefSeq, a predicted model, not a curated record
GAGAGCCAAGAGACCUAUCAAGUGUUUGUGCGCCCCUCCAUAUCAGCUGAGUUCUGACAUCGCACCGCGUUUCCUUUCAUACAAAGACGCCUCUCGUCAGCGCAUCUCAGGCCGGGGUGGGGGAAUCUAAGCCCCAAUGGCUUAUCACCGGAUUGGACGGAAAGAUGACCACCGCGACCCGCCCUAUUCAACGCCGAAAGAUGAUGAAGACGAUGACUCCAAGGAAAGUUCGACCUCCUUUGUGAGCAAACAACCUGAGGAGACGCCUAUCACCUACCCCCCGGAGGUCCCUGCGAAACCCACUGAUACACCCAUCUCGAGCAGCUACUCUCCGACAAUGCCUGAAAAGGGAUCAGAUUAUGAUACUGACAGAUUGACCCGGUCUCCUACUGCGCGCCCGACGGGGCCCCCUUGGCAGACGGAUGAUAACUACCACCAAAGCAGUCGCUUUGAAACAUAUUCAUCGUCCCAAAUAGCAUACGAAGGGAAUAGCGGUUUUCAAACUACUUCCGCAACAACGACAUCGACACGAUCGGUCCACAGUGUAUCAUCAUCAUCGCCUCCAAAUGAGAAUACUUCUGAACUGCAGAAUCACGGAGCAGACAACGGUCCUAACCGAGGACCGAUAUACGCUGCUGCUGCCAUCGCACCCGUAGUGGUCAUUGUCAUAGGAAUCCUUGUAUUUUGCUGUUUGCGUAGGCGAAGACGGCAGAGGCAAGCAGUUGCCGAACAUGGACACGUCGAAGAGAUGAAGAUGCGGCCGAAACCCGUCGCUUUACCCUACUUGGCACCCAUAACGCCCCCUUCUCCUCCUCCAGCAGUGUUACCCCAGUACUCCCCAUCAACGCCAUCGUCCAGCCAUCCCCCAACUGCAAGCUCAUCACAACCCAUAAUCCUGGGACCGAUUCCUUCUGGCAACAACGGUGCAUACUUGACCGGCAUGGACACAUCCGACCUUAUAUCUAUGACCUCCGCAGGCGGCAUCAGCAGACAGGGCACCGUAGUGGAUCGAGACCCGUUCGCGGACGGAAGAAGCCUAGAAGAAGCACCGCCACCGUAUCGGCCCAGCAGUCUUCCUCCUGUGAGCAUCGCGUCUACUUCUCGAAACAACAGCGUUCGAAUAACCGACCCUGCGCGCAUGACUACACGAACACAAGUUUUCGAACGCUCGCCUUUCGACGAUCCUGAGGACGACAACAUAUCAGAAGUCUCAGGACCGACAUUUGGGCGAAAUACUGAUGCAAUGUCCAAUGUCUCCGAACUCUCAUACCAGGUCGACCCCGUUGUCGGCAGGUCGCCAUUCUGAUAAGCGUUCGUUCUGGACUAUGUUUUCCCAACUUAAUGUAUAUACCUGAGCUAGUUGUCUCUCGUCGACGAAUUUUGUGACCUAGAGCAAGCAUGCGUAUCGGUGUUGAGGUGUUUGUUUGACUGGAAAACGGCAGUUGGUGUAAAGGAUGAAAUUAUUCACAAUUACCUAGUCCGAAUAUGAGUCCAUGACGAAAUAAGGCGUUCUGGCUCCGAGGACCGCACAAUCGGCUCGGCUGACCACGCAGAAUACAACGUGUCCAAAAGACAGGGCCUUUUGAA